GGCGGGAAGGAGUAGAGGCUGGGGCAGAGGGCGAGGGCGGAGGGCGCUGGCGGCGGCAGCCGCGGAAGAUGAGCAGCAGCUGCUCAGGGCUAAGCAGGGUCCUGGUGGCCAUAGUUACAGCCCUGGUGUCUGCCUCUUCCUCCUGCCCCCAAGCCUGGGGACCUCCAGGGGUCCAGUAUGGGCAGCCUGGCAGGUCUGUGACGCUGUGUUGCCCCGGAGUGACUGGGGCCCCAGUGUCCUGGCUUCGGGAUGGGGAGCCAAGGCUGCUCCAGGGACCUGACUCUGGGCUAGGGCAAGAACUGGUCCUGGCCCAGGCAGACAGCACUGACGAGGGCACCUACAUCUGCCAGACCCUGGAUGGUGCUAUUGGAGGCACAGUGACCCUGCAGCUUGGCUACCCCCCAGCCCGCCCUGUUGUCUCCUGCCAAGCAGCUGACUAUGAGAAUUUCUCCUGCACUUGGAGUCCGGGCCAGGUCAGCGGUUUGCCCACCCGCUACCUCACCUCCUACAGGAAGAAGAUGGUGCCAGCAGUUGAUGGCCAGAGGAUGAGUCCAUCCACAGGGCCCUGGCCAUGCCCACAGGACCCCCCAGGGGCUGCCCGCUGCAUGGUCCAUGGGGCAGAGUUCUGGAGCCAGUACCGGAUCAAUGUGACUGAAGUGAACCCCCUGGGGGCUAGCACACGCCUGCUGGACGUGAGCUUGCAGAGCAUCUUGCGCCCUGACCCACCCCAGGAGCUGAGGGUGGAGCCAAUACCUGGUUACCCCCGCCGCCUGCGGGUCAGCUGGAUGUACCCUGUCUCCUGGCCCCGCCAGCCCCACUUUCUGCUCAAGUUCCGCCUGCAGUACCGCCCAGUGCAGCAUCCAGCCUGGUCCACGGUGGAGCCGGCUGGGUUGGAAGAGGUGAUCACGGACGCAGUGGCUGGGCUGCCCCACGUCGUGCGGGUCAGUGCCCGGGAUUUUCUGGACGCUGGCAGCUGGAGCGCCUGGAGCUCGGAGGCCUGGGGGACUCCGAGCACUGCUGAGAGGCAAAGCCAAGGGAAAGCGCGAGGCCCAGCCCAUUCAGAGCCCCUAUGGAAGGAGAUACCAUCCGGGGGCCAGCCACUCACGGAGCCGGAGGUGGAGAGCCCGGCCCCUCCAAGGCCUUCCCACCAGCCAGACUCUCGGCCACUCGACCAUAGGGACUCUCUGGAGCAGAUGGCCAUACUGGUCUCAUUGGGAAUCUUCUUUUUCCUGGGACUAGCAGCUGUGGCCCUGGCACUGGGGCUCUGGCUGAGGCUGAGAUCUGGCCAGAAGGAUGGACCCCAAAAGCCUGGGUUCUUGGCCCCAAUAAUUCCUGUGGACAAGGUUCCAGGGCGUCUGGCCAAGAUCCAGUCCUACUCCCACCCCUGAUUUGCCUCCUGAUUCUUCUAGGAGCCCCAAACCUAUAGAGGACCCAGGAGGGCACAGCUGAUUCUGCCUAUCUCUCUGUCUUGCUGGUGUGGAUGGAUGGACAGAUAGAACCCCAGGCAGGACAGUAGAUCCCCAUGGAAGGGUUGUGUCUCAGCUGGAAGAUCUGAUUGGAGCCAAAUUCUUUGAGCCCUUGUAUUCCAAACUUUCCAGCUGAAAGGUGCCUGAAUCUUUGAUUUCAUCCUAGAGCUGGAGGUCCAGCCUGAGGGACAUGUAUAUGAGUGUAUGUAUGUAUCCAUGUGUGACCAUGUGUAUAUGAGGCAGGGAACAUGUAUUCUAUGUAUGUGUGUAUGCACAGGGGAGUGUGGGGGUGCCUCUGGCCCUUGGCUUUGCCCCCGGUGGGAGUUGUGGAGGUGUAAAUAAAGAGAAUGAGGAAGUU
Choloepus didactylus (southern two-toed sloth) is the source of this 1824-nucleotide messenger RNA. RefSeq names its product interleukin 11 receptor subunit alpha (gene IL11RA). Bases 69 to 1388 code for a protein of 439 amino acids. NCBI's taxonomy places the organism in Eukaryota, Metazoa, Chordata, Mammalia, Pilosa, Megalonychidae. Gene Ontology annotation, molecular function: protein binding; cytokine receptor activity. The record is from RefSeq and is a predicted model, not a curated record. The transcript is spliced from 13 exons. Gene Ontology annotation, cellular component: membrane.